UUUCGUUCGUUCGUUGUAUCGAUUUUUUGAGUGAAGUGAGCUAGUGUUCGUGUCCUUUAGUUUUGUGACGUUUGUUAAGAAAAUAUCUGUGAAUGGGAUUGUGUAAUAAGAUAAAACCUUUAUUUGGUGUGUGAUUUUCUGUAAAGGAUGACGAAGGACAGGUUAGCGGCGCUACAAGCGGCGCAAAGUGAUGACGACGAUGUCGGGCCAGACGAUGUUAACGUCCCCGUUGAAGGUGGCUACAUGGAUGAAUUCUUCAGUGAGGUUGAAGAGAUACGGGAGAUGAUAGAUAAGAUUCAGGCCAAUGUCGAAGAGGUAAAGAAAAAGCACAGUGCCAUUUUAUCGGCGCCCCAAUCAGAUGAAAAAACAAAGCAUGAGUUAGAAGAUCUCAUGGCUGAUAUCAAGAAAACUGCCAACAAAGUUAGAGGAAAAUUAAAACACAUAGAGCAGAACAUCGAACAGGAGGAGCACUCGAACAAAUCGUCAGCGGACCUGAGGAUAAGAAAGACGCAGCACUCGACGCUGUCGCGCAAGUUCGUCGAAGUGAUGACGGAGUACAACCGCACGCAGACGGACUAUCGAGAUCGGUGCAAAAACAGGAUACUCCGACAGCUGGAGAUCACCGGGCGCGCGACCACCGACGACGAGCUGGAGGCCAUGCUCGAACAGGACAACCCGGCCGUGUUCACUCAAGGGAUUAUAAUGGAGACGCAGCAAGCGAAGCAAACGCUAGCAGACAUAGAGGCGAGGCACGCGGACAUCAUCAAACUGGAGACGUCGAUCCGGGAGCUGCACGACAUGUUCAUGGACAUGGCCAUGCUCGUCGAGAGUCAGGGCGAACUGAUAGAUCGCAUCGAGCACCACGUGGGCGAGGCGACCAACUACGUGGAGACGGGCGGCGGCGAGCUCGUGCAAGCGUACAAGUGGGCCACCAAGGCGCGGAAGAAAAAAAUCUUCCUCAUAAUAUGCCUGUCAGUUACGCUGGUUAUAUUAAUAAUAGUGCUCGCAAUCGUCCUGUCCUAAGGAUUGUCAUCACGCCGGGCCUGUGACGUCACACGGUCUACCCACGAACUGUUAACAGUGCAAGGAACUAUGAUAUUCGUCUUAGCUAGCAUUUAUAUACGUCCGUACUGUAGGAACGCUGGUAUAGCUAUGACAUAUUUUGGUGCUUGAGCGAUACAUAUGCGGCAGUACUGUCACAAAACACAAGAGAUGUUUAGUAAAAUUUUCAUUAAAUUAUACCGUAGCACCAGUGAUGUUUUUGAUUGAAUUUUGAUUCAAAACAUAUUUUUGUAACCAACGAUUAUAUUAAAUGUAUUUAGCUCUACUGUCGUCGAGUAGAUGGAAGACAAUAUUAUGUGUACAGUGCAAUAAAUAGAUUGUGCUCUAGUAUAGAUAAAGACCUGAAUGUAUAUAGUGCAGUCGAAUAAAGUUACUGUUCGGAAAGUCAUUUAUGUAAAUAUUGUCUGGUUUAAAGGAUAUAAUAUAAUGAGGAGUUUCAAGCUACUCCUAAUACCACAAUACGCACUUUAAAAUCUUUAUAUUACACUCAACGUUAGUCAUUUCUUCUCAUUAUAUUAUAUUCCAAUAUUAUAGAUAUAAGAUAAUAAUAAUUUAUUAAGGAUUCAAAAGUAUACUUAACUAUUGUAUAUAUUAACAGUACUAGUUUUACUAAUGAGACAACUGUGCAUUUAAUAAAACGUUGUCUUUAUUUUCUCUAAAUUCCUAUUCUACAAUAUUACCAGAGAAUAUCUUUCGUACAUCAAAUUACAAAUAGUCUUUAAGAAUAAAUUAUAUUUUGAGAUCACAAGCAGUAUUUUAUUAGUUAAGCAAUGUUUCUUUAUACUUAAGUACACAACACGAUAAACGUUUAAAGUAUCUCGUGGGGAGCAAAUAAGUUUAAAUAAAAAGAUGUAUGUAUUUUUAAACUGCAUACAUUACUGCCAAGAGGACAUCACAUAAAUUACAUAAUAUCUUAGUGAAUGUAGUGAUCUGGCAAAGAAAUUGCACAAAACUUUAAUGAAUAUAUAAUAUUAAACAUAUUUUAUUUCUUAUCGUACAAAUAAAUAUAGAUUCCUCAAGUAUGUACUUUUAUCUCCAUUGUUAUUAUAGUUCAAUAAAAUUUAUUUGCUCUCAGUUUUAUAGUGUGAAACAGUACUUAUUGUAUCGCGUUAGUCACUUCCUAUUUAUUUAUUGUUCGCAAUAAGAUCGGAAUGUUCUUUAAGAAUGCAGUGUUUGAUUGUUCUUUUAUUUCUAAUUUGUUACAUAAUGUCACGUUACAACUAAGAUAAAUGUUUUUUAAUGUUAUAUUUGCUUUUAAUAGGAUUUUUCUUUGAAUUCGUAUUCCUCUAUGAAGUAUUUCUAGUUACGAAACGCACAUGUUUUAUAUCAUAUUGCUAUGUUAUUAGCAAGUUACUGUGAUUUUAUGUCGUUGAUUGUGCGAUGGUAAUUGUGUCUUUGUAAUAAGCAUUGAAUGUUUAUUCUCUUGCAAUCAUUUAUUUGUAUAAUGUAAAGACUGCGAGACAUAAUUAUUUGCCAUUCUUUAUUAUUAUUACUUAAUGUGCUUCAUUAUAUUGUUAUACCACAUGUUAUUUAACGUUUGAAUUUUAAAUCUGUUUUCUAAUUUACGAACAAUGUUUAACUCGUGGAUACAUACGAGCGUUCUUUAAAUGUAUUCGACUAUUAAUUUACUGAAUAAUGUAAAUAUGUUCAUAAUUUGAGAAUUACAUUUAUUUAUUUUA
Messenger RNA from Colias croceus (clouded yellow), 2741 nucleotides. RefSeq names its product syntaxin-1A (gene Syx1A). Gene Ontology annotation, biological process: exocytosis; intracellular protein transport; synaptic vesicle fusion to presynaptic active zone membrane. Bases 148 to 1023 code for a protein of 291 amino acids. Lineage: Eukaryota; Metazoa; Arthropoda; Insecta; Lepidoptera; Pieridae. Gene Ontology annotation, molecular function: SNARE binding; SNAP receptor activity. The record is from RefSeq and is a predicted model, not a curated record. The transcript has 8 exons. Gene Ontology annotation, cellular component: presynaptic active zone membrane; plasma membrane; SNARE complex.